UGGGGCUAUGUGGACCACAAGGGGUUAUGUGGUCCAAGACGGGGUAAUGUGGUCCACAUAUUGCCAUUUGUUGGGGGAAAGCUUUCCUUGCCAAAUUUUUUGUUUUUUUAUUAUUCCCAAGGUGUCUUCUGAUAAUCGCUGUUACGAAUGUAAUGUGAGUUGUUUCAUUCUAGGAAAAUUUUUUUUUUUUUGUUUCAGAUGAUUUCAGUGAUAUUUGAGAACUAAUUGCUAAGACCUGCAGCUGCCUCAGUUGUCAACCGAGAAUAUCGAGGUUUCUACACCAUAUCAAGAUGGUGCGUUCAUACAAGAGGAAGAGGCCGGAUGCUGCUCCCAAUUACAGUGAAGAAGACAUGGCGAGGGCGAUCGUGGCUGUCAAUGAGGGAGCCACUUUUGUGCAAGUAGCGAAAACCUACGAGGUCCCCAAGACCACUCUUAUCCGUCGCUAUAAGGGCAAAAUACGAUCCCCUUACAAGUUUGGUCACAAAUGUGCUUUGCUACGAAACGAGGAAUUUGCAAUUGCGCAAAACCUGGCUGCGCUGGGAGAUUUUGGCAUGGCGUUUGAUGGCGAAAAACUUAGGGAUUUCGUCAAAGAAUACCUGGAUAGCAAGGCGCGGCAGGUUGAUGUCUUCAAGGACAACCGACCAGGUGUUGAUUGGUUAUCUGGAUUCUUGAAGAGGAAUAAGAACAUACUGACCACCAGGAUAUGCCAAAACGUUAGUCGUAAGCGGGCAGCAGUUUCGGAGGCCACGGUAUCUGAUUACUUCAACAAUCUGCAAAGAAGCCUGGAAGGAGUUGCACCUGCAAGCAUAAUCAACUAUGAUGAAACAAAUGUGACCGACGACCCUAAAGGAAAACUGCAGAUUUUCAGACGUGGUGCUAAACAUGCAGAACGGAUUAUGAAUGUUACCAAAAGUUCUACAUCCAUCAUGUUUGCUGUUACUGCAAGUGGCUCUAGUCUGAGCCCUUAUGUUGUGUACAAAGCCGAGCGCCUCCAGCAGUCUUGGAUUGAAGGAGGACCCAUAGACGCUGUAUAUAACAGAAGUAAAUCAGGAUGGUUCGAUGCAGAGAUCUUCAUUGAUUGGUUCCACAAGGUGGCACUCCAAUAUUUCAAGACAAUGCCACAUGACGAGCCCAAAGUCCUCAUUGGUGACAACUUGCCAUCCCAUAUGAACCACAAAUUGGUACCACUGUGUGAGCAGCAUAACAUCAGAAUGGUUUUCCUGCCUCCUAAUGCAACACACCUUCUGCAGCCAUUAGAUGUUGCUGUUUUUGGGCCCCUCAAGAGGCACUGGAGAAAUGUGCUGACUGUUUGGAAGUUAGAUGCAGGAAAGACACAAACAACCCUGCCAAAAUGGAUCUUUCCACAGCUGCUACUGCAACUAAUGGACAGAAUGGAGCCCCACUGGGAGCCUUUAGCAAAGGCAGGUUUCAAGGCAUGCGGAAUUCAUCCUUUCAAUCCAGAACACGUGCUUACAAAGAUAAGGAGAGAACCAACCAGCCAACACCAAGAAGAUCGUCCGGACUUUGUCAGCCCAACUCUGCUCGAGUACCUUCAGAGAAAUAGGGAGAGCACCUACAGAGCACGAGGUCGAGGUCGUGGUCGUGGUCGACUUAAUGUGGAACCAGGACAGUCAAUCACUUUACGAGACUUGGUAGAAGCUGGUACUUCGAGUUCAGGUACAACUGAAGGAUCCGCCCCGCAGCAAGGAAGAGCAAAACGUCAACUGGACUUCUUAUCAGACGACACUGAGACAGACACUGAAGAGGAAAGAUUUGACAAUGUGGAAGAAGAGGCAGUUGAUGAAAUGGAGGAAGAGAUGGAUGAAAUGGUUGGUGAAAUGGAGGAAGAAAUGGAUGAAGUGGUGGUUGCAGAUUAUGUUCUGGUGAAAUUCUUGGGAGAUGGAACAAAGAAACAGCAGCCAGUGCACUAUGUUGGAAAAGUAGUUGAGAAACUGGAUGAUGGCUGCUGGGAUGUCUCUUACUAUAGGAAAUCAGAUGUCCCUGUCGCGAAGGAUAGGAAGUAUGAGGACAUGUUUGCUUUCAAGAAACCUGAUAGAGCAGACAUUUUUCCAACAGAACGCAAAGACAUAGUAGUAAAACUGCAGCUAAAGGAUACUACAAAGAGACUAAUAUUGUUCAGCAAAUCUAGCUUUGCAGGUCUUUUAGUUAGGUAGGUACCUAGGUAAAAGUUGGAGUCGGAUGCCUAUGACUACUAUCCUAGGAGUCGGAGUCAAAAUAUUUUUGCUAAAUCACCUUAUCUAACCUAACCUUUUUGUUUUUUCUUUAUAUUAUGUUAUUUGCUAUAAAUGGUAGCCUGUAUUAUGUGAACAAACCUGUUUAAAGAUGUUUAUCCUUAGGUAGGAGGCAAACAUUAAAGGUGGUCCACAUAGCCCCAUUGACAUUGUAGGAAAAUGUUUUUUCUUAUGUUAUAUUUUUUGAUAAAGGAUUUACAAUAUCAAAACUUGUGAUAUAUGUACAUGUAGCUAGAUGUUUCAUCUAUAUUUUGCCAUGCAGUAAAACUUAUUCAAUGUUCAAUGAUUUUCUCUAUAACACUUAGCAACCCAAAAAACA
This is a messenger RNA of Eriocheir sinensis (Chinese mitten crab), 2571 nucleotides long. RefSeq lists its product as uncharacterized. Gene Ontology annotation, molecular function: DNA binding. The record is from RefSeq and is a predicted model, not a curated record. Gene Ontology annotation, cellular component: nucleus. The coding region runs from base 291 to 2174 and encodes 627 amino acids. The transcript has 2 exons. NCBI's taxonomy places the organism in Eukaryota, Metazoa, Arthropoda, Malacostraca, Decapoda, Varunidae.